Messenger RNA from Ricinus communis (castor bean), 709 nucleotides. RefSeq names its product protein CYSTEINE-RICH TRANSMEMBRANE MODULE 10. The transcript has 3 exons. The record is from RefSeq and is a predicted model, not a curated record. Bases 17 to 475 code for a protein of 152 amino acids. NCBI's taxonomy places the organism in Eukaryota, Viridiplantae, Streptophyta, Magnoliopsida, Malpighiales, Euphorbiaceae.
UUUUAUCAUCCUAGCCAUGAGGCUUCUCCUACAGUAUCGGAACACCAAAACAAAUAAGAAACAUCCCUUGUCAUCUCUACAGGCAAGAAAGAAAUUUCUCAAUCUCAGCUUUACGAAAAUGAGUUAUCAGAAGCCUCCUCAUGAGCAUUACCCUCCUCCAGGGUACGCACCAUCAUAUCCACCACCAGGAUAUACACCAUCGGCACCACCACCGCCUCCACAGCCUUAUGAAGGAUACCCGCCUCCAGGUUACCCACCACCACCUGGACCACGUCAGCAAUACGAAGGGUAUCAAGGCUAUUUCGCUGAAGGGUACCCACCACCUCCACCUCGUCCUGGUCCGCCCCAAUAUCAUCAUCAAUAUCACUAUGAGCACCACCAUUACCAAGACAACACUGGUGGCUGUACCUCGUUUUUCCAAGGAUGUUUGGCUGCACUUUGUUGCUGUUGUGUGCUGGAUGAAUGCUGCUUCUAAAGUUUAAACUGCCUUGAGAUUUGAGGGGUGUUGUAAUUUCUGUUUUCAUUCUUGUUGUUCAGUUGUCAAGUUCUAUUGCAUAUGGUCUGUGCAAAAUUUAAUUCAACAGCGUUCCUGCCCCAAAUUCCCCAAACACAAAUACACAGCAUUCUACAGUGUUGUUAUUUUCAAUGUAAAUCUUGAAUGUGAGCUUCCAUAUUUUACUAUCAGAUAAAUGCUUUCAAUUUACUCCAA